AUGCCACAUCCAAAAUAUUCACCAACUCAGUCGUUUGUAGACUCUUCCUUCUUUACGAAAUUAGCUGAGCUAAAGCUAGAUAAGUUCAAGUUAGAUUCAUCAAGUCAGCUAAUAUGUGGCUUCCAAUUGAAAGCUCAACAUUUAAACAAAUUUAAUGACACUCCGAUCGUGCAUUUAGAGGAUGACAGUUUUGCCAGUGAAGUGCCAGCUAGAGAGGACAGCUUAACAAUCAAAGGAGAAUUGAUUAAUGUCAACACCAUUGAGGAGUACAAGGAAAAGAAUAAACAAGAGCUAUUGAAGGAUUGGGGGCAACAACUAAAGGAGAAAAUAUUAAAGGCAAAGACAUUUGAUGUUGAAACCUUCAACUAUUUCUAUGUAUGGAGCUACUCGGAUUUGAAAAAAUACAAGUUUUAUUAUUGGAUGGCAUUCCCAAUAUUGGGUAGUGAAUGGACCCUCGAAGGAGAAGAACAAGUGAAUCCAGAGACAAACGAAUUGCUCAAACAAAAUGCCGUAUCCACGAGUGGUCAAUUCCUUCAACUUGAUAAUGGUAAACUCUUUGACACAGCUGAUGUCGAGAAAUCUCAUACGUUUGUAUAUUACGAUUCUUGUGUCACCUUGGAGCACAAACCUUCGAUUCAGGUUAAGAACUAUCUAUACUACCUAGCUCAACAAGGUUUUCGAAAGAUUGACUUGGUGGUGUAUAGAAAAGAAGGUUCAUUCAAGUGGACUCUUUCUCUUUCGACAGUUCCGGACCCGCUCAAAGUCACUGGGUGGGAACGUACCAGUCAGGGGAAAUUGAGUCCCAAAAUAGCCGAUUUGGGCUUGUUGAUUGAUCCAUUGGAACUUGCAAACCAAGCAGUUGAAUUGAAUCUAAAGUUGAUGAAAUGGAGGAUUGCACCGCAGCUAGAUCUUGAUAUCAUAAAAAAGCAAAAAAUCCUACUCUUAGGAGCUGGAACAUUGGGGAGUUACGUGGGGAGGACGUUGCUAGGUUGGGGGUUCAAAGACAUAACAUUUGUUGACAAUGGACGUGUUUCCUACUCAAAUCCUGUACGACAGCUGCUUUUCAAUUUCAAAGAUUGCUUCAGCGACAAUGGUCAAGGAGAAUUAAAAGCUCAAAAAGCUGCCGAUAACCUAAAAACCGUAUACCCAGGCGUUUCCGCAAAGGGUGUACGUUUGGAAGUGCCCAUGAUUGGGCAUCCUGUUACUGAUGAAGAAAAGCAGAGGGCCUCCUAUGAGCUUUUGGACACUUUGAUCUCACAGAAUGAUGUGAUCUUUUUAUUGAUGGAUUCCAGAGAGUCAAGGUGGCUUCCCACUGUUAUUGGAGCUGCCAAAGACAAGAUUGUGAUUAAUGCAGCAUUAGGGUUUGAUAGUUACUUGGUCAUGAGACACGGUAGUCCCUCGCAACUGAAAGCAGAUCGUCUAGGCUGCUACUUUUGCAAUGAUGUUGUCGCACCAGAUGACAGUCUAAGUGAUCGUACCUUAGAUCAAAUGUGUACCGUAACACGACCUGGCGGAGCAUUGAUGGCGUCCUCCUUGGCAGUAGAGUUGUUAGUGUCAAUUUUGCAACAACCUGAAAAACAUAGAGCAAGACAUGGCGAUGUCACAACUUUUGGGGCUAUACCGCAUCAGAUACGGGGGUUUUUACACAACUUUUCACAAGCUAGUUUGUAUGCACCUGGAUAUGUACAUUGUUCUGCUUGUUCCGAAAAAGUUGUAACCGAGUACAAUGACCACAAAUGGGAAUUUGUAAAGAGGUGCCUCAAUGAGCAAGGAUACUUGGAGGAGCUUUGUGGGUUGAAAAAGGUGCAAGAAGAAGCAGAGUUGGCGAUUGCAGCUAUGAAUAUUCUGGAUGUUGAAGAUGAUGAAGAUCUGGAAUGGAUUGAAUAG
Molecule: messenger RNA, 1887 nt
Organism: Lodderomyces parapsilosis
Lineage: Eukaryota; Fungi; Ascomycota; Pichiomycetes; Serinales; Debaryomycetaceae
Gene: APG7
Product: Apg7p
Exons: 1
Coding region: 1-1887 (628 amino acids)
Biological process (GO): protein modification by small protein conjugation; piecemeal microautophagy of the nucleus; autophagosome assembly
Cellular component (GO): phagophore assembly site; cytoplasm
Molecular function (GO): Atg8 activating enzyme activity; Atg12 activating enzyme activity
Source: RefSeq, a predicted model, not a curated record